Molecule: messenger RNA, 1663 nt
Organism: Brienomyrus brachyistius
Lineage: Eukaryota; Metazoa; Chordata; Actinopteri; Osteoglossiformes; Mormyridae
Product: fat storage-inducing transmembrane protein 1-like
Exons: 2
Coding region: 626-1510 (294 amino acids)
Biological process (GO): lipid storage; phospholipid biosynthetic process; lipid droplet organization
Cellular component (GO): endoplasmic reticulum membrane
Source: RefSeq, a predicted model, not a curated record
UCCGAAUUGCUGCAAGAGUAAAAGAGAGAGGGGUGAGGGGGAUCAAGGAAGCCCAGCAGUGCGCCGGGCAACGCCGUUGUCAUUUGGUUGGGUACGUGGAGUGCUGGUGAGAGGGUUGCAAAGUGCCAAAAAGGAACUGACGUGGAUAGAAGUGCAGGGAGUUUGCUGAGAGACUGGAAAAGGAGAGGGGCAACCUGGAGGAGAGAGCAGAGGCUGCACCUUGUAGGAAUACCAUGUGACCAGACGCGACAUGCAUCUGGGAUAAAAGAGGCUCGGCACCGGACCCUUGUUCUGCGAGCGACGACUGGCUUCUGGGCUCACUGACCUGUGCAUCACCAGUCUGCAAGGUCAUUGAGCUUUGAAUCAGUAAGGCGAUCAAUCUUCUGAGCAACGUUCAAGCACCCUUUCCAUUCCUUCCAAAGUGGAAGACUUAAUAUUACAACAAAGGCAUUGUUUUAUAUGAUACAGAUUGUUGCAUUACUCAAAUACCUUUUUGUUGGAUUAUCACCAGUGGGUUACAAGACAACAAGAGAAAAAAACUUUGGACUUCUGAGACGUCUGAGUUGUUCAGAGACACACACCCCCCCCUGAAUCCGUGCCUUUGAAAGGCAGGAUCUGUCUUCAGAUGUUGCUGAACUCGGUGUUAGUGGCGGUGACUGACCUCGCCGCCAGACUGCUGGGUAAUGCCACCUUCAGGCGGCAUUUCCACUUGCUGCUGUCGGGCCUGGUUGUAUUUGGACCAGCCCUGAGCUUGUGGGUCUCACAGUACAGCGUAUUUGCCAAGAAGAGUCACUUCCUGUACAGGAUGUUCCUGCGCUCCGGCUGGGGCUGGACCUGCGUCUUCACCGGCUCCUUCGUCUUCCUGCUCUCCUUCUCUGUGCGCCGCUCCCUUGUCAUCUCCCUGCGCCACCUCUCCCGGCUGCUGGUGGCGGGCGUGCUGUGGGUCGGCUUCCGCCGCGUCAUGUCCGUGCUGGAGAAUGCCACAGGGAGCUGUUACGAGCCCCUCAGCACCCCUCCGGAUGGGCACCUGACGCAGGGGGUGGUGGAGGCAGGGCAGCCGCUCCUGCUGCUGCGCCAGGGGGAGACCAAGGUCACCUGCCUCGGGGGCGGCAUGCUGUGGCGCGGGUACGAGGUCUCAGAGGAUGCCUUCUUGCUCUGCAUGUGCUGCCUGCUCCUGGCAGAGGAGACCGCAGUCUUUGGGCCCUACCUGACCCUGGGUGGGCCCUCAGGAGCCCCUCUGCGCCUCCUUUUCCUCUUCUGUGUCCUCCUGCUAAGUCUUUGGAUCUUCUUGCUUCUCUGCCUGCUGGCAUACUUUCCACAAUUCCCCACUCAGCUGGUAGGGGGCGCCUUGGGCUGUUUGAGCUGGAGGGGGCUGUACCAGGGCUGGUACCGCAUGGGACCCAGCUGGUACUGUCCUGGACGCCCUGGAGUGGGCCUACUGACCAGCCAGGGUCGGAAACAUGGACAGCAGUCAGAUCCAUACGGAGCAAACAAGGCGGAGUGGAAUUAAUGCAGGAAAUGAAAGAAAGGGAAGCAAGGAAUAGUCUGGACUAAAUGCUGUUCGCAUAGUGCAUGUGUGCUGCAAAGUGUGAUUACCAAAACAGGAAUGACAUGCUUGAAAGUAUAAUUUAAAAGGAAUAUCUUGGACAUUCCUAAUCUUCAA